AAGAUGAUAAAGAUUACGCUUUAAAACAGAUAGAAGGUACUGGAAUUUCCAUGUCUGCAUGCAGAGAAAUAGCAUUGCUGCGGGAGCUCAAGCAUCCAAAUGUCAUUUCUCUGCAAAAGGUGUUCCUUUCUCAUGCUGACAGGAAAGUGUGGCUUCUCUUUGACUAUGCUGAACAUGACCUCUGGCAUAUAAUCAAGUUUCACAGGGCUUCUAAAGCAAACAAGAAACCAGUUCAGUUACCUCGGGGAAUGGUGAAGUCGCUGUUAUAUCAGAUCCUAGAUGGUAUUCACUACCUGCAUGCUAACUGGGUGUUACACAGGGAUUUGAAACCUGCUAAUAUUUUAGUUAUGGGUGAAGGUCCUGAGCGAGGAAGAGUAAAAAUUGCUGACAUGGGCUUUGCCCGAUUAUUUAAUUCACCUCUGAAGCCUUUAGCAGACUUGGAUCCAGUAGUUGUAACCUUCUGGUAUCGAGCUCCAGAGUUGCUUCUUGGAGCAAGGCAUUAUACCAAAGCUAUUGAUAUUUGGGCCAUAGGGUGUAUAUUUGCAGAGCUGCUAACAUCAGAGCCAAUAUUCCAUUGUCGACAAGAAGAUAUCAAAACUAGUAAUCCUUAUCACCAUGACCAGCUGGACAGAAUAUUCAAUGUAAUGGGAUUUCCUGCAGAUAAAGACUGGGAAGACAUAAAAAAGAUGCCAGAACAUUCAACCUUAAUGAAAGAUUUCCGGAGAAACACGUAUACCAACUGCAGCCUUAUCAAAUAUAUGGAAAAACACAAAGUUAAACCAGAUAGUAAGGCAUUCCACUUGCUUCAGAAAUUGCUCACUAUGGAUCCAAUAAAGAGAAUUACCUCAGAACAGGCUAUGCAGGAUCCUUACUUCUUGGAAGAUCCUCUUCCCACAUCCGAUGUUUUUGCAGGUUGUCAAAUCCCUUACCCAAAACGAGAAUUUUUAACAGAAGAAGAACCAGAUGAUAAAGGAGACAAAAAGAACCAGCAGCAGCAGCAGGGCAAUAACCAUACUAAUGGAACUGGUCAUCCAGGGAACCAAGACAACAGUCACACACAGGGACCCCCACUGAAAAAAGUGAGAGUUGUUCCUCCUACCACUACCUCAGGUGGACUUAUUAUGACCUCAGACUAUCAGCGUUCCAACCCCCAUGCUGCCUACCCCAACCCCGGACCAAGCACAUCGCAGCCCCAGAGCAGCAUGGGCUACUCAGCUACCUCGCAGCAGCCGCCGCAGUACUCGCACCAGACACACCGGUACUGAGCCGCACCCGCUGCCGCCAGGAGCCCGCCUUGGGCCGCAGAAUGUACUGUACAACCACACCUCCCACCGUCCCGCCACGGUGCCGGGGCUCCCACCUUGUACCUGGUCUUGGGCUUAGACUUGAAAAGGAAGUGCUAGCACGGUUUGUGUUGUGGAUAUGCUACUUCUGUAGUUUACUUGACAUGGUUCAGACUGAGCGAUGCAUUUUUUUCAGUGACAGUCUGUAGCAGGUGAAGCUGUGAAAUGUGCUAGGGGCAAGCAUUUUUGUUGUCGUAUGUGGUGAAUUCUCUUGAUGUAACAACUUCAUCUGACCGGUAGUACGCGACAUCUUUGAACUGGUACUUGAAGCAUACAGUAUAUGUUACCAUGGCAAAAAAGCAAACUAACCGUAACUCUCAGACAGUUUUGAUAGACAUUUAUUUUUAGUGACUUUUGUGGGUUGGUUCAUUUUUCAGCUAGAUCGAUGUUUUAUGACCGACAUGAUUGCUACGAUGAGAUUUUUUUAAGAACAUGGAAGCGUUUGCAUUUUUUCCCAGCAAUUACAAGCAUCCCAAAGAUUUAUUUCCAACAUAAGUUUUUGUUUUUGUUUUGAAAUCUAUGACUUGACUGGUAUUAAAGCUGCUAUUUGAUAGUUAAAUAAGUAUGUUGUCAUUGAUAUAAACAUGUUUGGUUCAGCAAACAAACUAAAAUGAUUGUCAUAGACAGUGUUUUAUUUUUUUCCUGUUGGUGUUAAUGAUUUGUGAGCAUGCUUUGGGAUUAAAAAAGCAUGAAUGAUAUUUCCUAAAAAGGUGCGGCAUCCAUUCAGAUAUUUUGUCAUGAUUUUUGAGAACCAGCUUGGUGUAGUGGGUUUUAAAUUUUGUUCAGUUUGUUUGUUUUUUUUUAAAAUGUUCGCACGUUGUUUAGGGGUGCCAUUCCUACUGCAGAGGAACAAGAUGUUAGGAGAGCCUUAGAAUUUAUGAGGAAAAACUUACAUACAAUGUACUGUAUCAAACUAUUUUACAUGAAUGACACAAGUAUUCUGAGUAAAAAAAAAUCAAACAUUGUUAAAACAAGGUGUUAUGUAAUAAAUUUAUUUUUCAUAAAUCUGCAUUA
Messenger RNA from Zonotrichia albicollis (white-throated sparrow), 2357 nucleotides. The record is from RefSeq and is a predicted model, not a curated record. Lineage: Eukaryota; Metazoa; Chordata; Aves; Passeriformes; Passerellidae.